UUAGCCGUCAGAAGGGAAGCAUUGGAGGAGUGCUGGAAAUUGGUGAAACGGAUUAUCCCUGAAUCAGGACAAGAUGUAUUCAGACGAAAUGUGAAGCUGUUCUUCCAUCAACCAUCCUCUCAUAGCAUCAUCAGCUCAGCUCUACAGACUAUCUCAGAGGGCUGGGAUGUGGAGAAGGGGAUGGUGAGUGAGAUGGUGAUCGUUGCUCUCUGCAAGUGGGAAGGGGACAAAUGGACAGAAGAAACUCUUUCUCACCACAUCUUCCCUCUUAUUCAUACCUCUUCUCACCCAUAUCUCAAGGCCCGACUUCUCUUACUCUCUGCUCAUCUCGUGAAGAAUAUGGAGCAAAAGGAGCUGGUCAAGGUGUCACCUGCAGCAAGAAAUGUCUUCAAGGAAGUGCUUCAGGUUCUGCAAAAGGGAGAGGGUGAGAUCUCUGUGGAUUUGAUUCAAGCCGUGAUUGCCUUGCGGGAAUGGGAGGAUUUUGCCAGGAUCCUCUCGGAGUGGGCCAGUCAAGACUCCAUCCAGAAAGAGGGGAAAGUCUUCCUCACUUCCUGAUCCCUUCUUUUCAUCCUUCUCUUUCUUUACCUUUUCCUAUUUCGUCCCUGGAUAUGAGUCACCCGGUUGUUUUUUAUUAUUACCGAAUGGAUCCCUACUGGAUGAAUAAAUAAAUACAAAUCGGGAUAAGUUG
Darwinula stevensoni is the source of this 688-nucleotide messenger RNA. The record is from the annotation of a GenBank genome assembly. NCBI's taxonomy places the organism in Eukaryota, Metazoa, Arthropoda, Ostracoda, Podocopida, Darwinulidae.